CCCCCUCCCCUCUCCCGGGUCCUCCCCGGCUCCUCUCCUGGGCGGUGCAGUCCGGAGCGCUGCGCCCGCGGCUCCCAACUCUGUCCUCGGAAACCUGCUCUCACCCCAUCCAGAGCCAUGCUUCGUGUGAUUGUGGAAUCUGCCUUCAACAUCCCUAAAACGACAUUUGGGAAGCCGGACCCUAUUGUUUCUGUUAUCUUUAAGGAUGAGAAAAAGAAAACAAAGAAAAUUGAUAAUGAACUCAACCCUGUCUGGAAUGAGAUUUUGCAGUUUGAUUUGAGGGGCAUACCACUCGACAUUUCAUCCUCCCUUGGGAUUGUUGUGAAGGAUUUUGAGACAAUUGGACAAAAUAAAUUAAUCGGCACAGCCACUUUAUCCCUGAAGGACCUGAUUGGCGACCAGAGCAGAUCACUGCCAUACAAACUGAUCUCCCUGCUAAAUGAAAACGGGCAAGAUACUGGGGCCACCAUUGACUUGGUGAUUGGCUAUGAUCCACCUUCAACUCCACAUCCAAAUGACUUCAGUGGGACCAGCGUGUCAGGCAUGGGAGGAGAGGAGGAGGAAGAUGGAGGUGAGGAAGACGGCACGGUCCAGGUCCCGGCGCCCAAGAGGUCAGGUAGGACAGCGUCGGAGGCUCAGCUUGCCCGGAGGAUCACCAAAGGGAAGAGCACGCGGCGGCUUCUGUCCAACAAGCCCCAGGACUUCCAGAUCCGGAUCCGAGUGAUCGAGGGCCGGCAGUUAAGUGGCAACAACAUAAAACCUGUGGUCAAAGUCCACGUUUGCAACCAGACGCACCGAACAAGAAUCAAGAGAGGGAACAACCCCUUUUUCGAUGAGUUGUUUUUCUACAAUGUCCACAGAACCCCUUCUGAAUUGAUGGAUGAGGUCAUCAGCAUUCGGGUUUAUAAUUCCCAUUCUCUGCGGGCAGAUUGUCUGAUGGGGGAAUUUAAGAUUGAUGUUGGAUUCGUUUUUGAUGAACCUGGUCACGCUGUCAUGAGAAAAUGGCUUCUUCUCAAUGACCCUGAAGAUGCCAGCUCGGGUGCUAAAGGUUACAUAAAAGUCAGCAUGUUUGUCCUGGGAACCGGAGAUGAGCCUCCUCCUGAGAAACGGGAUCGUGAUGAUGAUGAUAGUGACGAUGUGGAGAGUAAUUUGUUGCUCCCUGCUGGCAUUGCCCUCCGGUGGGUGACCUUCUUGCUGAAAAUCUACCGAGCAGAGGACAUCCCCCAGAUGGACGAUGCUUUCUCUCAGACCAUAAAGGAAAUCUUUGGAAGCAAUGCAGAUAAGAAGAACCUAGUGGAUCCCUUUGUAGAAGUUUCCUUUGCUGGAAAAAAGGUUUGCACAAAUAUAAUUGAGAAAAAUGCAAACCCUGAGUGGAAUCAAGUCGUUAAUCUCCAGAUCAAGUUUCCGUCAGUGUGUGAAAAAAUAAAACUAACAAUAUUUGACUGGGAUCGUCUUACCAAAAAUGAUGUAGUUGGAACAACAUAUCUUCAUCUUUCUAAAAUCGCUGCCUCCGGUGGAGAAGUGGAAGAUUUCUCAUCUUAUGGAUCUGGGGCUGCAACAUAUACAGCAAAUACAGGAGAAACAGAGGUGGGCUUUAUUCCAACAUUUGGACCUUGUUAUCUGAACCUUUAUGGAAGCCCCAGAGAAUACACAGGAUUCCCAGACCCCUAUGAUGAGCUAAAUACUGGGAAGGGAGAAGGAGUUGCCUACAGAGGUAGAAUCUUGGUUGAACUGUGCACUCUUCUUGAAAAGACACCACCAGAGAAAAGGCUUCAGUCCAUUUCCAGUGAUGACCUGCUGGUUGUUGAGAAAUACCAGCGAAGGCGAAAGUACAGCCUGUCUGCUGUGUUCCAUUCGGCCACCAUGUUGCAAGAUGUUGGCGAGGCCAUUCAGUUUGAAGUCAGCAUUGGGAACUAUGGCAACAAGUUUGACUCAACCUGUAAGCCUUUGGCAUCAACCACUCAGUACAGCCGUGCCAUAUUUGAUGGGAACUACUAUUAUUACCUGCCUUGGGCCCACACAAAGCCAGUUGUUACUCUGACUUCAUAUUGGGAGGAUAUUAGUCAUCGCCUGGAUGCAGUCAACACUCUCUUAGUCAUGGCAGAACGGCUGCAAUCAAACAUAGAGGCUCUAAAAUCAGGGAUACAGGGUAAAAUUCCUGCAAACCAGUUGGCAGAAAUAUGGUUGAAGCUGAUUGAUGAAGUUAUAGAAGACACAAGCUACACGUUGCCUCCAGUGGAAGGAAACCCUAAUGUCACAAUGCUGGACACUCAGAUCCAAAAGCUGCGGUCCAGGUCUCUCUCCCAGAUUCAGGAGGCAGCUGUGAAGAUGAGGUCUGAGGCCAUAGACGUGGAGUCCACAGUGGGGGAAAUUGAGGAGUGGCUUUAUAAACUAAUGCAACUGACUGAAGAGCCUCAGAACAGCGUGCCUGACAUUAUCAUCUGGAUGAUCCGGGGAGAGAAAAGACUGGCCUAUGCACGCAUUCCCGCGCAUCAGGUUUUGUACUCCACCAGAGGGGAGAAUGCAUCUGGGAAGUACUGUGGGAAGAUCCAAACCAUCUUUCUGAAGUACCCACAGGAGAAAAACAAUGGGCCAAAGGUGCCUGUGGAGUUGCGAGUGAACAUCUGGCUGGGCCUAAGUGCUGUUGAGAAGAAGUUCAAUAGCUUCGCCGAGGGAGCAUUCACUGUCUACGCUGAAAUGUAUGAAAACCAAGCUCUUAUGUUUGGAAAAUGGGGCACUUCUGGAUUAGUGGGUCGCCAUAAAUUUUCUGAUGUCACAGGAAAAAUAAAACUCAAGAGGGAGUUCUUCCUGCCUCCAAAGGGCUGGGAGUGGGAAGGAAGCUGGACAGUUGAUCCUGAAAGAAGCUUGCUGACUGAGGCCGAUGCGGGUCACACGGAGUUCACGGAUGAAGUAUAUCAGAAUGAGAGUCGCUACCCCGGGGGCGAGUGGAAGCCGGCCGAAGACCCCUACACAGACACGAACGGUGACAAAGCAGCAUCACCCAGUGAGCUCAUGUGCCCCCCAGGUUGGAGGUGGGAAGACGAUGCAUGGGAAUAUGACAUAAAUCGUGCAGUGGAUGAGAAAGGCUGGGAGUAUGGAAUUACUAUUCCUCCCGAUAAUAAGCCCAAGUCCUGGGUUGCUGCAGAGAAAAUGUAUCAUACUCAUAGACGACGAAGGCUGGUCCGAAAACGCAAGAAAGAUUCAACACAGUCCACUGCCAGUACUGCAAAGGCCAUGAAAGAAUUUGAAGACCAGGAGGGCUGGGAAUAUGCUUCUCUAAUUGGCUGGAAAUUUCACUGGAAACAACGCAGCUCAGAUACCUUUCGCCGCAGACGCUGGAGGAGAAAAAUGGCUCCUUCAGAAACACUCGGUGCAGCGGCCAUCUUUAAACUGGAAGGUGCCCUGGGCGCAGACACGACUGAGGACGAAGAUGAAAAAAGCGCAGGAAAGCAGAAGCACAGCGCCACCUCUGUGUUUGGGGCCAAUACUCCCAUCGUUUCCUGUGACUUUGACAGAACCUACAUGUACCAUCUGCGCUGCUACAUCUACCAAGCCAGGAACCUCAUGCCGUUAGACAAGGACAGCUUUUCAGACCCAUAUGCUCAUGUUUCCUUCCUCCAUCGAAGUAAAACCACGGAGAUCAUCCACUGUACUCUGAAUCCCACAUGGGAUCAAACCAUUAUAUUUGAUGAAAUUGAAAUCUGUGGGGAACCCCAAACAGUCCUACAGAGCCCACCCAAAGUUGUCAUCGAACUUUUUGACAGUGAUAAAAUGGGCAAAGAUGAAUUUUUAGGACGAAGCAUGUGCUCUCCUCUGGUGAAACUAAACUCAGAAAUGGACAUCGCGCCCAAGCUUCUCUGGUACCCAGUAAUGAAUGGGGACAAGGCUUGCGGGGACGUCCUUGUAACUGCAGAGCUGAUUCUGAGACAGAAGGGUGGCUCCAACCUUCCCAUUCUUCCCUCACAAAGGGCACCGAAUCUAUACAUGGUCCCCCAGGGGAUCCGGCCUGUGGUUCAGCUCACUGCUAUUGAGAUUCUAGCUUGGGGCUUAAGAAAUAUGAAAAACUACCAGAUGGCUUCUAUCACAUCCCCGAGUCUCAUUGUGGAGUGUGGAGGGGAGAGGGUAGAGUCCGUGGUCAUCAAAAACCUUAAGAAGACACCCAACUUUCCGGGUUCCGUUCUCUUCAUGAAAGUGUUCUUGCCCAAAGAGGAACUGUACAUGCCUCCGCUGGUGAUCAAGGUCAUUGAUCACAGGCAGUUUGGACGGAAGCCCAUUGUCGGCCAGUGCACCAUCAACCACCUGGACCGCUUUCGCUGUGACCCGUAUGCAGGGAAGGAGGAUAUCGUGCCACAGCUCAAAGCCUCCUUUAUGUCUACCCCACCCUGCCGGGACGUCAUUAUUGAAAUAGAAAACACCAAACCAUUGCUGGCUUCGAAGUGCUUAAGCAGCAUGUCAACAGCACUCGGCAAAAUGAUUCCUCCAAGGACAGUGCAUCUGACAGAAAAGGAGGAAGAAAUCAUUGACUGGUGGAGUAAAUUUUAUGCUUCCACAGGGGAACAUGAAAAAUGUGGACUUUAUAUUCAGAAAGGCUAUUCCAAACUCAAGAUAUAUGAUUGUGAACUAGAGCAUGUAGCAGAAUUUGAGGGCCUGACAGACUUCUCAAACACUUUCAAGCUGUAUCGAGGCAAAUCAGACCACAAUGAAGACCCUUCUGUGGUAGGAGAGUUUAAGGGCUCCUUUAGAAUCUACCCGCUGCCUGAUGACCCCAGCGUGCGGCCCCCUCCCAGGCAGUUUCGGGAAUUGCCUGACAGCGUCCCGCAGGAAUGCUUGGUUCGGAUUUACAUUGUUCGAGGCUUAGAGCUGCAGCCCCAGGACAACAAUGGCCUGUGUGACCCGUAUAUAAAGAUAACGCUGGGCAAGAAAGUAAUCGAAGACCGGGACCACUACGUACCCAACACCCUCAACCCGAUUUUCGGCAGGAUGUAUGAACUGAGCUGCCACCUACCUCAAGAAAAAGAUCUGAAAAUCUCCGUCUACGAUUACGACACCUUUACCCGUGAUGAAAAGGUGGGAGAGACCAUCAUUGAUCUGGAAAACCGGUUCCUCUCUUGCUUUGGGUCCCACUGCGGCAUCCCGGAGCAGUACUGUGUUUCUGGAGUGAAUACCUGGCGAGACCAAUUGAGACCAACACAGCUGCUUCAAAAUGUGGCCAGAUUCAAAGGCCUCCCACCGCCCAUCCUUUCUGAAGAUGGAAGCAGAAUCAGAUAUGGAGGACGAGAGUACAGUUUGGAUGAAUUUGAAGCCAACAAAAUCCUGCACCAGCACCUCGGGGCCCCUGACGAGCGCCUCGCCCUCCACAUCCUCAGGACCCAGGGGCUGGUCCCUGAGCAUGUGGAAACCAGGACUCUGCACAGCACCUUCCAGCCCAACAUCAUCCAGGGAAAGCUGCAGAUGUGGGUGGAUGUCUUCCCCAAGAAUUUGGGCCCACCGGGCCCUCCUUUCAACAUCACUCCCCGGAAAGCCAAGAGAUUCUACCUCCGUGUGAUCAUCUGGAACACCAAGGACGUUAUCUUGGACGAGAAAAGCAUCACAGGAGAGGAGAUGAGCGACAUCUAUGUCAAAGGCUGGAUUCCUGGCAGUGAAGAAAACAAACAGAAAACAGAUGUCCAUUACAGGUCCUUGGAUGGCGAAGGGAAUUUUAACUGGAGAUUUGUUUUCCCGUUUGACUACCUCCCAGCUGAACAACUGUGUCUCGUGGCUAAAAAAGAGCAUUUCUGGAGUAUCGACCAAACCGAAUUUCGGGUGCCACCCAAACUGAUCAUCCAGAUUUGGGAUAACGACAAGUUUUCUCUGGAUGACUUCUUGGGUUUCCUGGAACUGGAUUUGCAUCGCACCAUCAUUCCAGCAAAAUCAUCUGAGAAGUGUCAUUUGGACAUGAUCCCGGACCUCAAGGCCAUGGACCCCCUGAAAGUGAAAACGGCCUCCCUCUUCGAGCAGAAGUCCAUGCGAGGCUGGUGGCCAUGCUACAGGGACCAAGAGGGCUCCCGGGUGAUGGCGGGGAAAGUGGAGAUGACGUUGGAAAUCCUUAAUGAGAAGGAGGCCGACGAGAGGCCAGCCGGGAAGGGAAGGGAUGAACCCAACAUGAACCCCAAGCUGGACCUACCAAACCGGCCAGAUACCUCCUUCCUGUGGUUCACCAACCCGUGCAAGACCAUGAAGUUCAUCGUGUGGCGCCGAUACAAGUGGGUCAUCAUCGGCCUGCUGAUCCUGCUGAUCCUGAUGCUCUUCGUGGCUGUGCUCCUGUACUCCUUACCGAACUAUUUGUCAAUGAAGAUCGUGAGGCCAAAUGCAUAAGAAGAGCCAAAGCUUCUAUUCAAGAGUCAUCAGCAAGGAGGGAGCCCUGUCUGUGUUUUUGGACCAAAAGCAAGAGUGAUUGUGUCUGUGUCUGAGAUGACACUCCAAGGGCAGGUUACACUCCUUUGCCAGAGCCCGGCAGCACCCAGGGAGUGCGGGUCCCAGAGGCCGGGCCAACUAGCAACACUUCUACCUUCUGAAGUAUGAGAACUUCUUCUGUGUUCUUCAAAAUAAUUUUCAAGGUGGCUGGUUCCAUUUUAAGGAAAUUAUCUUUUUUUUUUUUUUUUUUUUUUUUUGUCCGUGUCCUUCGUUCUAUGAUUCUAUCUUUGGGAAAUGCUGAAAUUGAAUUUGAAAAUUCCUGCGUCUUGACCUCAUUGUCUUCUUACUUAAUAAUCAACAGAGAGGACUGUGCAUUACAAAAACAGAAUAGUUAGACUCAUUCUUUUUUAUGCCUGCAAUCCUUGUUAUGAUAUUUUAUAUGGAUAAAUAUCACGAUAUUUUAUGUGGGUAAAUGUUUAUCAACCUCUGUGGUAAACCCAAAUAAAAGCAUUGCACUUUGAACAC
Molecule: messenger RNA, 6918 nt
Organism: Pipistrellus kuhlii (Kuhl's pipistrelle)
Lineage: Eukaryota; Metazoa; Chordata; Mammalia; Chiroptera; Vespertilionidae
Gene: MYOF
Product: myoferlin
Exons: 55
Coding region: 118-6354 (2078 amino acids)
Biological process (GO): T-tubule organization; monocyte activation involved in immune response; negative regulation of phagocytosis
Cellular component (GO): membrane; T-tubule; cytoplasmic vesicle
Molecular function (GO): calcium ion binding; calcium-dependent phospholipid binding
Source: RefSeq, a predicted model, not a curated record